AUGGGCCACAGCCAUGGCCACAGCCACGUGGGCCAGCACCGGAAGCACCCAGGAGGCUGGGAUGAUGCUGGCAGCAUGCAUCACCACCCGAUCAGCCUCAACAAGUAUGACUCAGGUCACUUUGGAAAAGUUAGUGUGAGGCAUUACUCCUUAAAGAGAAACCACAGCCUCUGCCCAGCUGUUGACCUUGACAAACUGUGGAUCUUGGUCAGUGAGCCGACACCAGUAAAUGCUGCCAAACACAGGACUGGAGUUGUUCCUAUCACUGAUGUGCUGUGCCCUGCCUACUGCAAAGUUUUGGGGGAAGGGAAAGCUCCCAAAAUGGCCUGUCACUGUGAAGGACAGAUUCUUUGGUAG
Molecule: messenger RNA, 357 nt
Organism: Mustela lutreola (European mink)
Lineage: Eukaryota; Metazoa; Chordata; Mammalia; Carnivora; Mustelidae
Product: large ribosomal subunit protein uL15-like
Exons: 1
Coding region: 1-357 (118 amino acids)
Cellular component (GO): cytosolic large ribosomal subunit
Molecular function (GO): structural constituent of ribosome
Source: RefSeq, a predicted model, not a curated record